CAGUCUCGGACGGGGCUGUUAUUGUUCGGUUUGAAGAGUUGGGGGCGGUCGGCGCUUUGUUUUUAUUUUGGGGGGGCUUUAAGCUGCCACCAGCUGGCUUAUUCGAGUCUAAAACAACCACCUGCAUGCCCGGGUCGAGGUUUGUUUAAUUAGCACAGCAUCUUUUUUAUCCAGGUAGUGGUAAGCUAACAAGUUAGGUCCCAAAGUAGCUGAUGGAUGCGCGGGUAUCGGAGUUAUUCGGCUCAGGAAAUGGACACGGCUCGGGAUCUCACGGUGCAUCCAGCGUCAAGCCGGGAAACGGCUACGGGGUAGCCCCCAAAAAGGCUUGUGUCAAGCACAACAAGAAAUCCAAGGCUCGAUUCUCCCGCAACUUCAAACCGAGCAAUAACACUCCGUAUCUACCUCCAGAGGCUGAAGAGGGGAAUAUAGAGUACAAGCUGAAGCUGGUGAACCCCACGCAGUACCGCUUUGAGCACCUGGCAACGCAAAUGAAAUGGCGACUGCAGGAGGGUCGAGGCGAAGCUGUCUAUCAAAUAGGUGUCGAGGAUAAUGGCAUGCUGGUGGGACUGUCAGAGGAUGAUAUGAGGACGUCACUGAAGACUCUGCAUAGGCUGGCAGAGAAAGUUGGAGCUGACAUCGCUGUUCUCAGAGAAAGAGAGGUGGACUAUGACUCUGACGUGCCUCGUAUGAUUGCUGAAGUUCUCAUUCGCAAGGUGCCAGAUGACCAGCAGUUUUUGGACCUGCGGGUAGCUGUACUGGGUAAUGUGGACUCGGGCAAGUCCACUCUGUUAGGUGUUUUGACACAGGGUGAGCUGGACAAUGGGCGGGGGAGAGCGAGGCUCAACCUCUUCAGGCAUCUACAUGAGAUCCAGACUGGACGCACGUCAAGCAUCAGCUUUGAAAUCCUUGGCUUUAAUAGUAAAGGAGAGGUUGUGAAUUACAGCGAGUCUCGAACAGCAGAGGAGAUUUGUGAGAGUGCAUCUAAAAUGAUCACAUUCAUUGAUCUGGCGGGUCACCACAAGUACCUGAAGACCACCAUCUUUGGCCUCACCAGCUACUGUCCGGAUUUCGCUAUGCUGGUCGUCAGCGCAAAUACCGGCAUUGCUGGAACAACACGGGAGCAUCUUGGACUUGCCAUGGCCCUGAAGGUGCCAAUCUUCAUCGUCAUCAGCAAGGUGGACCUCUGUACACGAGCCACAGUGGAGCGCACCGUGCGGCAGCUGGAGCGUGUCCUGAAGCAGCCGGGCUGCAACAAGGUGCCCAUGAUUGUAAGCAGCACAGACGAUGCCGUCACAGCAGCGCAGCAGUUCGCCCAGUCACCCAACAUCACACCCAUCUUCACCUGCUCCAGUGUGUCAGGAGACAGUCUAGACUUGCUCAAGGUUUUCUUCAACAUCAUCCCGCCUCUAAGCAACAGCAAGGAGCAGGAGGAGCUUAUGCAACAGCUAACUGAGUUUCAGGUGGAUGAGAUCUACACAGUGCCAGAGGUGGGGACCGUGGUGGGAGGCACUCUCUACAGUGGUAUUUGCCGUGAAGGCGAUCACCUUGUAGUGGGGCCCACAGACUCGGGCCAGUUCCACAAGUUGACCAUCGGGAGCAUCCAAAGGAACCGCUCGGCAUGCAGGGUGCUCAGGGCCGGCCAGGCUGCCACACUCGCUCUGGGCAACUUCGAUCGCUCAUUACUACGCAAGGGUAUGGUGAUGGUGAGCCCGGAAAUGGAUCCUACCAUCUGCUGGAUGUUUGAGGCUGAGAUUGUGCUGCUCUUCCACGCCAAGACCUUCCACAAGGGCUUCCAGGUUACUGUGCACAUUGGCAAUGUGAGACAGACCGCUACAGUGGAGGCUGUGUAUGGCAAGGAGGAGCUGAGGACAGGGGAGAAAGCAGUUGUUCUCUUCAAGUUCAUCAAGCACCCAGAAUACCUGAAGGUGGGGGCUAAGGUGCUCUUCAGACAGGGCGUGACUAAAGGUAUCGGCCACGUCACCAAGCUGCAGCCCAUCGCCCAGUACCAGCCACCCCAAAGCGAGGAUGACGAAGCCUAAAGUCUUGUGAGGAUAACAACAGCAGAAAACACCGUCCCGCCCAAAAGCAAGGUGCUUUACAAACAACCUCCUGCUUCCUCCAAAGGCCACUCUGUCCUGCUCCCUGCACAGGAAAUCCCUGUCGCAGGAGUUUUUUGUUUUAGCACCCUUUCCAAAGCCUUGUUGUCGUCAUCAUCCUCCUCUUCAGCCUUUUUGAAUAACUGCUGAUAUUUUAUUCUGCUUUCUGGUUUUGAGGUUUAAAGAGUGUUGCUUUUCACGGCACUGAUAAGAGGAAAGCCCUCAGCCGCCUCUUUAACACACUCACUUAGCAACAUCCACCAAAGUGAUAUUGUCAAGGAAAUUGCUUGCAACGUUGAAGUGCUGCUUACACAGUUUACACCUAAAUGCACUCCUAACACACACUUUGAGAAGAGAGGCCCACACACACUUGCACUGAAACCUAAAAUGCCAGUGUUGAUAUACCUUUAGCGGAUACUCGUUUACAGUUAAAGUAUGAGAUGCUUGGACAUUAAGGUGUAUCACCCAGUGUCACCCCACAGCAGCUUGUCUGUGUGACCAGCAUAGUGCCUGACUGAUAAGGACAAGCCUCACUGGAUUUGAAUACCCUUAAAUCAUCUUAUUUAAGUAACAGCUAUUGAGGUAUGUGAGAUAGUUAAAAGACUGAGAUACUUGUCAGUUGUAUAUAAGCUAAAUCAUCUUGCUUCAAGCUAUAAUAUUGCUGACAACGGCACUUUAUGAAGGUAAAGGAGAGCAUAGGUAUGCAAAGAUAGAACUUGACCCAGUUUGCCAAGAUGACUCAUGUUGGCGAUCACCUUGUAAGUGGUUUUGUUAUGUCACAUAUGUCUGUGAGAAUUCUGUUUUUUAUUCACAAAUAAUGCCUCACGAUAGCGCACUGAGAUGGUAACGAUCUUGCUGCCUAUCUUUCAAGUGCUUUAGUUACUCAGGUCAGUUUAGAUAUUAGACAGCAUUCCACGUUCACAGAACUACUCCAGUGGAGGUUUCUGUUGCUGACUUGGGGGGGGGAGGGAGGUUUAAGGGGGAAAAAAGACAAAGGUGUUUUCCCAAAGAGAUGUUUGAAUAUCGAUUAUAUAGUUCUUGAAGCUGCCUACUGAUGCUGCUUUGUUUUAAAGCAAUGUGUUGGAGGUACUUGAUGUCGUCUCUUCACUUAAGUUACUGAUGUCACUAACUUUGAGGGGGUUUAACACAGUGCCUAAUGGAACUACUGUUUGAGUAGCCCACCAUCACACCCCAAAGUUUUACAACUAAAAAAAAAAAUCUAAGUUGGUGCUACUAAUCGAAUCAGCUUUUUAUAUUUAGACGACUUUGAAAAUGAAUGUCGGUUACUCGUCUGUGUUCAAGGCCGCUGUUGGCCUUAUCAUGUCUUAUUAUAGCAUGUUGAUGUGACUUAUAGAUUUGUUGUCCCGCUGACAUCAGUGACAGAGAGGACAACUGGGAUGUGUGCCGUUUUGUUGCACCCAUUUUGUUGUGCACUCAAAGAGAGGAAAACUAAGAACGCAUUUCAACCAAAAUAUUUUAUAGCCUUUAUGAAGAGUUAUCAGGUGUUAUAAGUUUGUUUUAAUGCAUCUGAGAAGUAUUUUAUAGAUUUCUAGUAGUUUCAGGUGUUACAAUUUAUUCUAUAAUGUUUUUCACUGUUUUCGCAAUAUUCUUAACGACACCAACACAUCUCCACUUUUUUCCGAUCACGUUUAAGACCUUUUCCCUUUAAUUGAAAGCGUAAUAUUUUGAUUAUUUGGGUGAAAUGCAAUAUUUAUGUACAGAUCCAAUUUGUGUAUCAUGAUGUACAUGAAUAAAAGUUUUAUUGUCUCCUUA
This is a messenger RNA of Epinephelus moara (kelp grouper), 3869 nucleotides long. It is a transcript of the gene gtpbp2a, whose product is annotated as GTP binding protein 2a. Gene Ontology annotation, biological process: translational elongation. The record is from RefSeq and is a predicted model, not a curated record. NCBI's taxonomy places the organism in Eukaryota, Metazoa, Chordata, Actinopteri, Perciformes, Serranidae. The transcript has 12 exons. Gene Ontology annotation, molecular function: GTP binding; translation elongation factor activity; GTPase activity. The coding region runs from base 213 to 2039 and encodes 608 amino acids.